Molecule: messenger RNA, 1467 nt
Organism: Cheilinus undulatus (humphead wrasse)
Lineage: Eukaryota; Metazoa; Chordata; Actinopteri; Labriformes; Labridae
Product: dehydrogenase/reductase SDR family member 13-like
Exons: 5
Coding region: 80-1033 (317 amino acids)
Source: RefSeq, a predicted model, not a curated record
AGGAGUUUUUAUGUUUGUGUGAAUAUGAGCCUGAGAUCUCUGACUCUCUCAGUGUGCUGUGUGACGCUCAGCCUUCAACAUGUAUCUGCUGCUCGUGCUCGGAGUCGUGAUCGGUGUAGGUUAUAUUUUCCGGGAGAUCGUGGUGAAGGGGAAGAGAUGCACGAGCACGGUGAAGUUGCACGGGAAGACUGCGAUAGUGACAGGCAGUAACACGGGCAUUGGGAAGGAGACGGCCAUAGAUCUGGCUAAAAGAGGAGCUCGUGUGAUUCUGGCCUGUCGCAGCAGACAGAGGGGAGAGGCUGCACUGGAGGAUGUUAAGAGGGAGAGUGGCAGUAAUCAGGUGGUGUUCAUGCAGUUGGAUCUCGGGAGUCUUAAGUCUGUUCGCAGUUUUGCUGAAACUUUCCUGAAAUCUGAAUCCAGACUGGACCUCCUUAUUAACAAUGCAGGUAUUUUCAUGCAGGGUAAGACAGAGGAUGGAUUCGGGAUGAUGUUUGGUGUCAAUCACCUUGGUCACUUCCUGUUAACCAACCUGCUGCUGGAUCGUCUGAAGACGUCUCAGCCCAGCAGGGUGGUCAAUGUGUCGUCUUUGGCUCAUAACUUUGGGAAAAUCGACUUCGACUGCCUGAACACGCACAAAGCUCUGGGACAAGGGUCUUCGUUCUCAGAUGUUUUUAGGAUUUACUCCCAUAGCAAGCUGUGCAACGUCCUCUUCACCCACGAACUCGCCAAGAGGCUGAAAGGGACCCAGGUCACCUGCUAUGCCCUUCAUCCAGGAGCCAUCAACUCAGAGUUGGCAAGGAACACUAGCUCCAUUUUUCAGCUUUGUCUGAGGCCCUUCACUGCAUACUUCUUCAAGAACACGGUCCAGGGAGCCCAGACCACCCUGCACUGUGCUCUGCAGGAGGGACUCGAACCUCUGAGUGGACGCUACUUCUCCAACUGCACCGUGAGAAAUGUGUACGCUAAAGCCAAGGAUGACGCUGCAGCCAAGAAGCUGUGGGAGCUCAGCGAGAGGUUUUGUGGGCUUGCUUAAAAAGCCCUAAAUCCCUGACUUUAACACCAUUAAUGCAACACAUUAACAAUUUCAAAAAGUUUUUUGAAGCUCCCAAGUAUUCGUGAACAGGUGAGAUUAGGUGAGGCAAAGUUUUGCCAGUCCUUCACUGCCGCUCCUCUUUGCUAACAGAACAAAGGAAGAAGUCAGACCAAUCAUUCAGCUAAUAGAACGCAGUCUGUUUUUAUGGCACAAAUAAUAUAAUGACCAUAUUUGUAGCAUUUUAUAAGAGCUGUUGUAAAUGUAAAACAUUACCAGAUAAGGCCCAGCUUUUUCAAUGCAUUUUUUAUCUCUAGUUAUUCAUGACAAAUCAAUAAAAGAAUCAAUUUACUCUAGUGCAUGAUUUGUUUGUAUUUCAGAGGAUUGUGUGCUGCAUUUAAACAAUAAAACCUUUAUUAAUAAACUGGAUGACAUGA